CAAGAAAGCAUAUAUAUGCAAUGUACAAGAUAUCCUCCUACGCCAUGGAUCUGCAAGAUUCAAGAGGAUUAUUUACCAUCUUUUUGGGGGUGCUUUUAUUUCUCUUUGUUGUUUCAUCCUUAUGGAGGAGGCGCAGAGUGGAAAAUAGGAAAGCACCACCAGAAGCUAGUGGCGCGUGGCCUUUGAUUGGCCACCUCCACCUUUUGGUUGGGUCACAACCACCUCACGUGACGUUGGGCAACAUGGCGGACAAACAUGGCCCCAUAUUCACCUUGCGUCUUGGUGUUCACAAAACACUGAUCGUGAGCAACUGGGAAAUGGCCAAACAGUGUUUUACCGUCAACGACAAAGCGUUUGCUAGUCGUCCCAAAACUUUAGCCACUGAACUGUUGGGCUACAACUUCUCCAUGUUUGGAUUCAGCCCCUACGGUUCUUAUUGGCGUCAGGUGCGUAAGAUUGUUACCACAGAGCUCCUUUCUAUUCACCGAGUAGACAUGCUCAAGCACCUGAUGGAAUCAGAAGUGAAGGCAGUAUUUAAAGAGAGUUACAAGAAUUAUUCCAAAAAAGGAGUGACUGAGAUGCAGAGAUGGUUUGGGGACAUAUCCUUUAACAUAAUAUUCAGAGCAAUGCUAGGAAAACGUUUUGCUAGUGAUGAUAAACAUGAAGAGAACGAACAAAUCCGAAGGGUAAUGAGGGACUUCGUUGAACUUGCGGGGACAUUCGCUGUCUCCGAUGCUCUUCCGUAUUUGAGAUGGUUGGAUUUGGAUGGAGUAGAGAAGAAAAUGAAGAAGACGGCGAAAGGGGUAGAUGGUUUUGUUCAAGUUUGGCUUGAUGAACACAAACGCAACAGGAGUCGUGAUUCAGGUGAACGGAAAGAUGAGGAUUUCAUGGACGUGCUUCUUACCCUUGUUGACGAGGGUGAAGACUUUGACGGCCGUGACAUUGAUAGCGCAAUCAAAGCUACAUGCAUGGCUUUAAUUAUAGCAGGUACAGAUACAACAAUAGGAACAUUAACUUGGGCUCUUUCAUUACUUCUCAACAAUCGUGAAAUUUUAAAUAAGGCUGUCCACGAAUUAGACGCAAAAGUUGGGAGAGAGAAAGUAGUUGAUUUAUCAGACUUGACAAAGUUAGAGUAUAUGCAAUCUAUUAUCAAGGAAACACUUCGUCUGUACCCACCCGCACCACUUAAUUUGAUACAUGAAUCUAUGGAAGAUUGCAUUGUGGGUGGAUAUCACGUGUCAACUGGAACACGUCUUUUGACAAACAUUUCAAAACUUCAACGAGAUCCUUUAUUAUAUCCUAAUCCCUCAGAGUUUCGACCAGAAAGAUUCUUAACAACUCAUAGGGAUAUCGACUUCAAGGGUCGACAUUUUGAAUUGAUUCCAUUUGGUGCUGGCAGAAGAAUGUGUUCCGGAAUGUAUUUCAGUCUUCAAGUAAUGCAGCUAACACUUGCUACUCUACUACAUGGAUUUGACAUUAUAACUCCUGAUGCAAAAUCUGUUCAUAUGUCUGAACAAAUUGGGUUAACCAGCAUCAAGGCUUCCCCGCUCCAAGUCAUUCUUACACCACGUCUCUCUACUCAUAUUUAUGAUGAAAUUUAAAUGGUUAAAGAUAAUGGAGUGUAUCAGAAUAUUAAUAUGUAGCGUACCUACUCUACUUAAGGAUUUUAAUUAUCGAAUUACAUUUUCUUACAAGUUUUUUAUGGUGUGUCUGUGUAUAUAUAAUAUAUUGAAGGGUAUGUGUUUA
Molecule: messenger RNA, 1746 nt
Organism: Cajanus cajan (pigeon pea)
Lineage: Eukaryota; Viridiplantae; Streptophyta; Magnoliopsida; Fabales; Fabaceae
Product: strychnine-10-hydroxylase
Molecular function (GO): oxidoreductase activity, acting on paired donors, with incorporation or reduction of molecular oxygen; monooxygenase activity; heme binding
Source: RefSeq, a predicted model, not a curated record